Messenger RNA from Acaulospora colombiana, 342 nucleotides. Lineage: Eukaryota; Fungi; Glomeromycota; Glomeromycetes; Diversisporales; Acaulosporaceae. The record is from the annotation of a GenBank genome assembly.
GAUGUAUACGAUGAGGAUACUGCUAUUCGUGACAUAAUGGCGAGAGAGUCGGAGAGGUUACAAGAGAACGCCGCCAAGUUGGCGAGUGGACAGGAUCUCGGCGAUGGUGACGAGGAACUCGAUGACGAAGAAAUCGAAGAAGAGUUGGGCUAUAUCAGUCCUCUCGAUACAGUUGAUCCUUAUCUCGCAUUCAAGCGCUCUCUUUCCAUUUUCCAAAUGAAGAAUGCGCCUGGAUACCAGUUCUGUACCACCUCCCUUUCAAAGGACCAACAGGUCCUCUUGACUGAGGUCAUGACCCUCGCCGAACAAAAGGAAGCAGAGGUCGGGCCAGUGCAGGUUUAG